Messenger RNA from Cylindrotheca closterium, 1857 nucleotides. The record is from the annotation of a GenBank genome assembly. Lineage: Eukaryota; Bacillariophyta; Bacillariophyceae; Bacillariales; Bacillariaceae.
AUGUUGCGACAAGAUGAUGCCAUCGCAUCAUUGAUGCAAGACUGGAAUCAACAGCAAGGAUUCCAAGCACCGAUGGAUAAAACAAAGACGACUGAGAAAACCAGAGAUCGUGGAGCGAGAAAACGAAAACUACCAGAAUUGACAGAUUAUCCAAAUAACUCCUACCUGGCAGGAAGCCAUUCCAUAUGGAAUCCAUACGUCCAAGCUGUGCCAUUCGAUGAUGUGGAACCCUCAGUCGAUGAUGUCACAAGUUCGGUCAUUCCUACCAAUCCACAGGUAGAAGUGGUGCGACGACGGGCAUACGAAGCCUUCAAGAAGGAGUGCUUGGAAGUGAUUCAACGAAUAAUUCAGCAGCCGUUCAAGGUGAAGUUCUCCAUUCCCAGUGUUUUGGAAAAGUGGCACAUGGACGCAAAGCACAAGGAACGAGGGAAAUAUGAAGGUAUCAAUAGGCAACGGUACCCGCUAAUGGCGACAACCGCCAAAAUCAAUGCUUGGACUCGACAGGAUUUUGAACACUAUUUCGAUCCGAUACUUCUCUCCAAUCAAUCAUCCGACUUGCUUGGCCCAUUGUUGAGGGAAGAAGUUUUGAGAGCAUGGAAUCAACGACAAGGAUCUACGACGGAUGAUGUGCCGCCAAAGCUCCAAAAGAAACUGAAUCAAGUGCACAGGGCUAUUCACAAGAUUAUCAUGCAUACAAGAGAAAUCUACGCCAAACAACUCCAGCAGGUUGCGAAUCAAGCGAUGUUGCAAGCAGCCAAAAGUAGAAAGCAGCCAAGGAUCACACGUGUUGAAGAAAAUACGCUGAUUCAAAUCACACAUGCCGGAAACUCAUUCCGCAUCCAUCCUUCGUACCACGAAAAGUUGCAACGGCUCUAUGACAGACAACAACAACGAAAACCGACCAGCGAUGACUUUACUUUUGAAGAAGCACUGUUUUGUAUGCUAUGUCGAUACGAUAUGCUGCAAGGAGCAGGUCUACAGGCCGGUGUUCCGGGAAGUAUUAUGGAUACUCUUCUCAACAAGCUGGACUGCCGCAUGGAAUGCUUCGCGUCGCCUUUGAAUUGCCGGUAUGAGACCUUUGCUUCUGCAUUCGACUUGGAUGCACUCUUCGGAAGUCUAUCAAGUUUCUUUCAUCUUUCCAAUUUGCCAUCGGGAUGCUAUCAAGCCAACCCCCCAUUCUGUGAUGGAGUCAUCGGUGCUUUAUCCCGAAAAAUGGAAUUGUUUCUUCGGGAUGCAACGGACCCACUCAUGUUUGUGGUCUUUGUUCCAGCUUGGAAAGAAUCGAAGUCAUAUCAACAGCUACUGGAUCACAAGUAUCUUUCGAAGCACCUACUACUAGACCAAGGAAAGCACUGGUAUGCAGAAGGUACGCAGCAUCGGAGACAAGACUCAUUCCGAGUCGCUUCGUUUGAUACCAGUGUACUGUUUUACCAGAAUGACGCAGCAAAAGAGUCGGAGCCAGUUGACGAGUCCGUUUUGGAGGCAAUUACGGAGGCAUUUUGUCAAGAUCCUGGCAAAAUGGACAAGCAGAGUUCCCCUGCUACUCCGAAAUCCAAAACAACAAAGUCUACUGUGCAAACGAAGGUGACUGAUGAUGUUGAUAGCAGCCAAAUGGGUAUUGUCGAAAAGAAACCAUCAACCAGAAAGGGACCAAAGAAAACCAAUCGUGGCAAGAAACGAGCCUUUGCGGGUGGUGAAGAAGAAAAUGCUGCCCAUCUGGACGUCUUGAAAUCACUUGGUCUAAUGUCCAACGAGGAUGGGAAUGAUGAGGAGAAAGUAAACGAGACCCAAAAGGUAGUCGACUUUGAAUCCAAUAAGAAGCGCAAAAAGAAGAAAAAGAAGAAGUCCAAAGCGUAA